AUGGCUGCUGACCCUGCAAAGCCCCCAGAAGAGAGCCUGAUUCCCGAUUCAUCUCGCCCAUACCCUUGCGACGAAUGUACGAAAACUUUCACCAGAAAUGAGAAUUUGCGACGACAUAAGCGUGCUCGCCAUGAUCGUGCCCCGAGUUAUGAUUUUGAAUGUGAUGGCUGUCACGCUGUUUUUACCAGAAGCGACGUGUUCAAGAGGCACCGGGGUCGUUGCCGCGUUGAAGGAUCGAAUGAUCAUAUGUCUCGACCGGAAACGAGUCCGCAGCAGAGCUGCCAGGGAACUGAUGACAUGCCACCGCUUUUAACUGCGACCAAUGUCUUAACUUCCACCGAGGCGCCGGCCGCGAAUAUUAUGCCUGGGGAUCACUUUUGGGAGGGACAUAGCUCCUUUGCUACUAGUCUUUCUCGAGAUAACAUAUUGCCGUCCCCGAUGAGCCACUAUGACCUAGAAGGAUAUGUCAAAGUCUAUUUUGAGCACUUCCAUCCUUCUCUACCCUUGUUACAUCGGCCCACGUUUACUGUAUCAUCAGCACCAAAGCUAUUGCUCAAAGCUGUAGCUGUGAUAGGUAGCCUAUGUUCGACGACCAUAUGCAAUGAUGAAGAAGCUCAAGCUUGUGUACACUGGCGUCGUACCACCUGGCAAAGUGGACAACAGGAACUUCGAAAUAUGGUCUCCAAUCAAUGUGGCGAAAUACGGAAACCCUGGGUGAUGCAAGCCUGGAUACUUGACAUGAUCUAUGGGGUCUACGCAGGAGGAGAGGCAUGCCAGUUCCGGACAGCACGAGAGAUGCUACGGCAGAUUAUUGAUGCUGUACGCGAGGUCGGACUCUCUCAACAAGAGAUUGCCAUGCCAGAGUCACAGUCCUGGCUGUAUGACAUCAGUUAUCCCCACGGAGACGAACCGCGAACACUCUAUGCUCGAUGGACCUCCUAUAUAGCCGCCGAGUCCACGCGAGUGGCGCUCUAUACGUUGAUUUUCCUGGACUCACACGUAUUCGUACCCUGCAAUUCUCGGCCACUAAUGUCUUCAAUGGAACUUGCCUGGGAGCUCCCUUUCCCCACCAAACUCUGGGAGGCCAAAGACCCUGAAAUAUGGAUUCGGAGGUUCGGCGAAUAUUUCGGUGUCCCUGCUUUUACAUUCACCAACGAUCUGCUUCAACGGCCUCGCGGAUUAGCAGCGGCAUCCUUGACGAUGGCAACGCAGCAAGUCAUGACUGAAGCUCCCGGUGCCGAAUUAGCUGCUGCCCUAGAAGCAUCUCCGUUCGCAGUGUUCUGCGUUCUUGCAAAUCUCGAUACCUUGGUGCGGGACUUCACACGGUGUUACUACCAAAUGCCGCCAAGCUAUUCUGAUCCCAACCCAUUUCAUAUUCUGACUCAAAGUCAGACCAAGAGUGUUCAUAUGGCAAUACGUAAUAUUGGGAAGAUCGUGAAAGACGCGGCUACAGCGAGUGACAGCCCUGAGUUUUUUCAAUGGAGAACAAACGCACUAUUUAUUGUAUCCCUCCAGGUCAAUUUGUGUCGACCUGACCAGCUGCUGAUCGGGGGCAUCGUUGAUAAUAGCUUGGUUGCCGGCCUGGCUGCCUCGACCCAUCUUAUGAGAGGUAACUUUGUCGCGGUUCGCCGAUCUGCACCUUCGUUGGCCCCUCGUCUUGGCAGCAACGAAGGCGUAAUAGCUUUACUCAGUGAGCUUUCUGCAGCCCUCGCCAGCAUAUUUAGCGAUGGUUCGCAAAAUCUUUCUUAUGAGGCGCCCUGGGUCACAGUUACCAGCUACGGGGUUCUUCUGUGUAUCUGGGGAGCGCUCAGGUGUGCAACCACUGAGAUUCGUGACCAUUUGAACACAUUCAACGAACUCCCACGGACAUCCGAACCAUGUAUGCUGAUCUUCAACGCCCUCAUUGAAGCCACCUUGCUGUACUCUCCGGCGACGAGACGUGACCGAGAUGUUCGAGAUCCACGCUUGUGGUCUAGAGACCGUGAAGUCUUUUCUACUUUAUUAGAGCAAGGGCAGUUGUUGUUCGCAGAUCUAGUCAAGAUUUUCUGCCAGCAGCGACUUGUGUGGAGCAUCGGGCCGUCCAUGUUGGCUGUACUGAGAGAAAUUCCCGAUGCCGCUACCUGUGAUUCAGAGUAA
Aspergillus luchuensis is the source of this 2136-nucleotide messenger RNA. RefSeq lists its product as uncharacterized. The transcript has 7 exons. Bases 1 to 2136 code for a protein of 711 amino acids. Gene Ontology annotation, cellular component: chromatin. The record is from RefSeq and is a predicted model, not a curated record. NCBI's taxonomy places the organism in Eukaryota, Fungi, Ascomycota, Eurotiomycetes, Eurotiales, Aspergillaceae. Gene Ontology annotation, biological process: regulation of transcription by RNA polymerase II; DNA-templated transcription. Gene Ontology annotation, molecular function: zinc ion binding; RNA polymerase II cis-regulatory region sequence-specific DNA binding; DNA-binding transcription factor activity, RNA polymerase II-specific.